This is a messenger RNA of Drosophila miranda, 1485 nucleotides long. RefSeq lists its product as uncharacterized. The transcript has 3 exons. The record is from RefSeq and is a predicted model, not a curated record. Bases 229 to 1323 code for a protein of 364 amino acids. Lineage: Eukaryota; Metazoa; Arthropoda; Insecta; Diptera; Drosophilidae.
UCAAUUAAAGCCGUAUAGUGGAGAGUCCUAGGCAGCUAUUAAGCAUGUCAUUUGAAGGUUACAAUGAUUUCGUGGUGCUCACAGAGGUGGUAAGUUCGUAAGCAAUAUGUACAUUACCUGGAGCGGCAGCUGCAGGAGAAUGUCUGCGCCUGGGCAAAGAAGUCAAGGAAUCACCACAAGAACACCGCGUGGGCCUGCAUCCCCCAGAGCCUGAGCACGCUAGAGGAAAUGGCAGUCAAGGCUUGCAUGGCUGCUCAGAUCUAUCAACGGAGCAUGGUCAAGAUGAUAGCCACCGUACAAAGGAAUACGCAGGAGUGUCGCCUGGCCAACGUUUUGUUGAACAACAUGAAGCUCAUGGGUAGCGAGAGUGGGAGCGAGGGCGAGGAUGCACUGCCAGCCAACUCUGUCGAAUGUUUGGUCGAUAAGGCAACGCAAACCGUAUGCACCGAGCCAUCAAAUGAUAUUAUAAGUCACAGUCAGAGUAAUUUCCAUGCAGAUGACGAUUACGGCAGCGUUGAGCUGCGCCAGAAAAUCGAUUUGUUUCAGGCGCGACUCGAAAAAUCAGAGGCCGACAAUGAACUCCCGUGUCGCCGCUGUCGUCAACUUCGUCGCAACAAGCGUGUUGUCCUUGAGCAGCAGCAACAGCAGGAGCCAGUGGAGGACGAAGAUGCAGUUGGCAAGGAAAUGGCCCUGCUAUUUGGCGAUGAGAACACCGAUCUAAAUGAAAUCUUUGGGAUUGAAAGCACAACAGACGACCUUCAGGUAUCGGCCAUCCUGGAGGAGCUGCCCGGCAUAGACGACACUGAAGAUGCGCCCUCACCCUUGGUAUCAACCGCAGAGCACAGUGAAACGAAUUUAGGCACCAGCCGCUGGCCCUGCGAACUGUAUGCCCAGCGCCGGCGACUCAAUGCCUGCCUGAUUCGCUUGCUGGAGGCCGACUGGCGGUGCGAGGAUAGGCUGCGGCACAAAUUCCACAUACUCUUUGGCGAGGACAGUGACGAUGAGUUUUCUGCCCAAAUAUCAAGUCCCUCGAUCGAUCUGGUGGAUGAAGUACUGCUGGCCAGCUGUAUCCUCCGCAUUCGCCCGUGGAUUGUGCGGCACCUGAUGGCUCCCCUCCAGGAGUCUCUCAUUGCCAAUCGAUUUCUGUUUAAGAAACUAGCCAAGAUGAUGGCCCACCAGAUUGUCAUGGCCAAUCCGUACUGUUCGGAGCAACAGGUCAAGCAGGCGGUGGAGCAGCUCUUCUGUAUUUUACCGCGAGGAGUGCAGAGCGCCUAUGAUCUCCAGAGUUUGCCUCCCGUGGAGGUGGAAAGAUUUAAGGAAUGAAAAAUGCCACGCCAUAAUCCUACUAGUCUCGUAAAUCGUACAAAUUAAUUACGAAUUUAGUCAGAGGGAAAGCCAGAACAGAAGUCAAUUAUUUUUCGUUUUUUGUGGUUUCUUUAAAUUAUAAUUAAUUCAAUGAUUACAAUAAUUUUCUUGCUGCACACA